AUGAGUGAAGGGCGCUUGGAGUCGCUGGCCAAGCUGUCGAAGAUCCUUCAGGAGAAGGGUGAGGUGCCGAGCGGCCUGUGGGCGGAAGCCGGCUUGAAAGUCGGCUCGCGGCAGAAGGACGUCGAGGCCGCAAUCAAAGCAGAAAAGAAGUCCAAGUCAGCCGCCAUCAAAAGAACCGAAGAAGAGUUAGAGAGAGCGGCGCAGGCGGAAGAGGCGCGUAAAUUGGGUGUAAAGGUGGAAGAGCUUCAAGACAAGAUGAGUGCCAUGGAAAAGGAAUUUGACAUCAAUAACAAGAAGGCCCGGGAAGAGGAGCGCAGAGCGGGUCGUUCUAAAAAGGAGAAGCAGCGCGAAGCCGACUACGGAGAGUAUGACAUGGACACCGAGCACGUUUAA
This is a messenger RNA of Trypanosoma brucei brucei TREU927, 393 nucleotides long. RefSeq lists its product as hypothetical. The coding region runs from base 1 to 393 and encodes 130 amino acids. The transcript has a single exon. NCBI's taxonomy places the organism in Eukaryota, Euglenozoa, Kinetoplastea, Trypanosomatida, Trypanosomatidae. The record is from RefSeq and is a predicted model, not a curated record.